This is a messenger RNA of Wyeomyia smithii (pitcher-plant mosquito), 1802 nucleotides long. RefSeq names its product serine/threonine-protein kinase ULK3 (gene Aduk). Lineage: Eukaryota; Metazoa; Arthropoda; Insecta; Diptera; Culicidae. The transcript is spliced from 2 exons. Bases 245 to 1714 code for a protein of 489 amino acids. The record is from RefSeq and is a predicted model, not a curated record. Gene Ontology annotation, cellular component: cytoplasm; autophagosome. Gene Ontology annotation, molecular function: ATP binding; protein serine/threonine kinase activity. Gene Ontology annotation, biological process: autophagy; protein autophosphorylation; autophagosome organization.
AAAUAUUUCAAACUCCAAUAGCAACAAAACGCAAUCACAAAAACAUGGGAAAAACACUCAAAUCAAUUUCGUUUAAUUAGCAUUCUCGUGCUGUGUUGUCGUCGCUGAUUGAAUAACGGGAAAGUGUGAAAAGUUUCUCCGCAUCGCAGUUCGGUAGUGGAAAUGUUUUUCAUUAUUAGCGAAGGGCGAAAGGCUGCCCACUAGUUAGUGAAAACCUGUAACCGUGGCUACUGACGGCGGCAAGAUGGGGACACCCAAACCGGAUAUAAACGAGUACCAGAUGCUGGAACGGAUAGGCAGUGGAACGUACGCGACGGUGUAUCGAGCAAUGAAGAAGGCAACGAAGGACAUCUUUGCCAUCAAGUGUGUGGAAAAGGCAUCGCUGUCUAAAACCGCUGUAGAUAACAUCAUCACGGAGAUUAGCUUGCUGAAGAAGCUCAAACAUCAGCACAUAGUAGAGAUGAAGGACUUUCUCUGGGACGAUCGAUUCAUCUACAUCGUGAUGGAGUACUGCAACGGGGGAAGUCUGUCCAGUUACAUCCGCCAGAAGCAGCAGCUAAGUGAAAUGACAUGCAAAAUAUUUCUACGCCAGCUGGCACUGGCCUUGCGUUACAUGCGGCAGAACGACGUUUGCCACUUCGAUCUAAAACCGCAGAACUUACUGCUGAUGCGUGGAACCAGUGGCCACGGAGUCGAACUGAAGGUAGCGGACUUUGGUUUCGCUCAACAUCUAAAACUUGGACAAGAGAAUACCUCGAUCAAGGGGUCCCCUCUGUACAUGGCUCCAGAGAUUUUACUGAAGCACUGUUACGACGCGUCAGCCGAUUUGUGGAGUAUCGGAGUAAUUCUCUACGAGUGUCUUUUCGGAAAGGCACCCUACAGCUCACAGUCACUACAGGAACUGAUUGACAAGAUUCGCUCUAACAGACGGAUAGAAGUUCCGAAAACACACCGUAUUUCACCCGAGUGUGAAGAUCUUCUUUCCAGGCUGCUGCAACGAUCUCCCAAAGAUCGAAUAACAUUCGAGGAUUUUUUCAAGCAUGCAUUUCUAGAUUUAAAGCACGCUCCUUCGGAGGAGAAUCUUGAAAAGGCAAUCGCUCUGAUCAACGAAGCCAUCGAACAGGACAAGCAGCAGGAUUACGAUGCUGCCUAUCGAAGCUACUGCCGUGGGCUGCAAUACUUCGUUCCGAUCAUUCAAGCCGAAACGAGUCCUUCCAAGAAACAAAUCUUGCGAAAGCGGAUUCAAACCUAUCUGAACCGUGCAGAGGAAAUUAAACAUUCCUUCCGGGCGGAGAAAACCCCAUCCGUGCCAGAUGCGACGACAUCAUCACAACCAGAAGCGAAAACAGUUCCAGUAUCUCGAACCGAGCAAAUCCAGCGCGCCCUGGAGCCAUCCGAUCUGUACAAACAGCUGUACGCGCUUGCUUCGUCCAGUCCGGAACUAAAGUCGGCACUGGAAAUCGGGCGCCAAGCCGAGCUAUACGCCUUGGAAAACCGGUUAGACGUCGCACUGGAGUCCUACAAAACCGUCCUAGGAAAAUUGAUGCCCCUGCUGGGGCUUGAGCUGCGUGGUUCCAAGCGGAGGGAUCUUUUACACCAGCAAAUCGUGCGCUGGAUGGAACAGGCCGAACAAAUCAAAACAGUGCGCUCUGCGCAGAUCCUGGAGGAGAUGGAAAACGGGACGGCCACCAAUUAUAACUGUUGCCUGCAGUGAGGCGAAGAAAUUAUUUUUAUAGCUUACAAAAUAUUCUAGAUGUGCUUUUGUUUUUGAGACAAAUAUUAAUUGCUUUUUCUACAAUUAC